AUGAGCAUAGAAGACGGAGACGAUCCGUCAUGCUACAUGGUUCAGGAGACAACGUUCGAUUACGAGUAUGAUGCGUCAUUCGAUUGGGAGAAUAUGACGGCGGGCAGUUGUAAUUGUACACAUCCGUUGCAUAAGUUUUUGGAGGUCUGUAUCACGAAAUGCCACGUCACCGACGACACCGUCUUCUUCUCAAUGACCGACGAGGAGCUCUUCGAGAUCGCCCUCCCCGGAUUCCUCUAUUUGACUGUUUUUCUAGUUGGAACUAUAGGAAAUUCUAUGGUAAUCUUCGUUGUAAAUCGCUUCAAACGAAUGCGAAAUGUUACAAACGUAUUUCUGGCUUCGUUGAGUACCGCCGACUUGUGUCUCAUCUGGUUCUGUGUGCCUAUAAUGUUUAUGAAGUACAUGUCGCAUACGUGGUCGAUGGGACGGUUCGCGUGUUAUUCUGUGCAUUACAUUCAACAGUUUACAUGCUUCUGCUCGGUUCUCACAAUGACUAUGAUCAGUUUUGAGAGAUUCCUGGCCAUCGCCUACCCAAUGCGAAACAUCUGGUUCUCCUCCAUCGGCCGUGCUAAAAAAGUGAUUCUCCUCAUCUGGAUGCUAUCCGCUCUGCUAGCAGUUCCAACCGCCGUUCGAAUGGAUUACGAGACGAAUCUAUCACUAUCCGGACAGAGAGUUCAUUGGUGUCGACGGAGGUUCCCAACACAAUUCUUAGGAUAUCCAAGGACUUCUUUGAAUAAGGCAUAUGCUAUGUAUCAGUUACUCCUUCUAAUCAUCUUCCCAGUGCUCACCAUGUCGAUAUGUUAUGCACGUGUCUCUGCAAUAGUGUACAAGUCCUCAAAAGAUCGUGUUAUCUUGUCGCAGGCUAUGGUGGCGUUCUCCAAAGCAGCCACCGACGCCGUCACAUUCUCCGGCUACUCGGCCAUCCCAAUGAUCACCACUUCUCGUAACUUGAAAACCGCCAACACCACAAUCAAGUCAUACAGUAACCACCGGAAUAACAGGGUUGCCGAGGCGAAUAAGAAGCAGAUUGUCCAAAUGCUCAUCUCCAUCGUCUGCAUGUACACCGUGUGCUGGCUGCCUACCAUAGUCGACGAGCUCCUCACAUCCUUCGGUUACAUCUGUCGAACUUCCAAUACUCAGACCCUAAAACACAUGAGAAUGGGUUUUAAUGCGUUGACUUACUGUCAAUCGUGCAUCAACCCUAUCCUUUAUGCAUUUAUUUCUCAAAACUUCCGGUCGACAUUCAAGACUGCGUAUUCCAGAAUGAAACAUCGCUUGCAGGGCGUUGAAGAAAUGCGGUCUCGGAUGGGUUCCUGCUCUUCUGCUAGCAUGAUGUCCACUCGUAACCAACAUAGAAUAUAUGGAUCCAGUUUCAAUACGUUGACUGUCCCCGGACGGUCUAUGAUUACACCGAAUAUGUCUAGGGACGUUUCGCAACUGUCUCUGUGCCGUCCGACAUCACAAAUGUCAUUCUGCCGGCCGAAAAGUCCAAUUGCCGCUGAUUCGCCGUCGACUUUUAUGAGGUAA
Caenorhabditis remanei is the source of this 1527-nucleotide messenger RNA. RefSeq lists its product as uncharacterized. Gene Ontology annotation, biological process: G protein-coupled receptor signaling pathway. Gene Ontology annotation, molecular function: neuropeptide Y receptor activity. The record is from RefSeq and is a predicted model, not a curated record. NCBI's taxonomy places the organism in Eukaryota, Metazoa, Nematoda, Chromadorea, Rhabditida, Rhabditidae. Gene Ontology annotation, cellular component: plasma membrane. The coding region runs from base 1 to 1527 and encodes 508 amino acids. The transcript has 8 exons.